AUGAAAAAUAAAAAGUGGUAGAAUAAAUAACAUAAGAAGAAGAAAAGCAAAUACAGAGGUAAAAAGAGAAAAAAGGGCAGGAUCUAAGUUAGUAAUCAAUAGUUUCAUUUAAAAGUAAACUCAGUUAAAGAUAAGCGGAGCAAGUAAGAUAAAGUUCAAAAAAAUCAAAAAAUAAUUAACAUGUAAAUUAAAUAAAAUGGAUUAAUAAAGCAUAUCAUAAUCUUGGACUCUAAAAAAAGGGCAGUAAAAGAAUUUUUAACAGCAAUUGCUGAUAAAUAAAACUCAACUCAAAACAGCAACUAAAGCUAUAAUAACGAAAAUGAAGAAUUCCAAAAUUUAAACUCACUUAAAAUUAGAAUUUCUACUAAAAGAGUAAAAACAUAUAAAAAUGAUCAAUUUAAUUAAUAGAAGUUAAAGCAAAAGAAUCUAAUAAACCAAAGGAUAUGCCCUUUAACACCAAUAAUUUAAAUAAAAUUGCAGAUAUAUUAUCUAGAAAAAAGGUAUCUCUAAAGUCUAAUGAUUGAAUAGUAUUAACAGUAGUGUUAGAGAAUUUAAUAGAAAGAAAAAAGUACUUUGAAGAGUCUCUAAAAAAAUGGCUGA
Messenger RNA from Tetrahymena thermophila SB210, 600 nucleotides. RefSeq lists its product as hypothetical. Lineage: Eukaryota; Ciliophora; Oligohymenophorea; Hymenostomatida; Tetrahymenidae. The record is from RefSeq and is a predicted model, not a curated record. The transcript has a single exon.